AUGGCGAAGAGAAAACGGUCCUCUGUUGCCAACGGAGAUGCUGCCCGCUUGCUCCCCUCAGAAACUACCAAAGAAUCGGUUCCGGCAAGUAGCAGAUCGCGGGUAGCUCGAGGCAAAGCUCAGGUGCCAAAUGCAGGAUCAAUCAAAUCGGGCGACAGUGCGGCCGUCCUUGAUAGCAAAGACGCUGUCAUGGCUUCAACAUCUACCGCGGACGGCGUUCCACUGAAAGCAAAAACAGCUGUGCGGACUCGAAAGAUGAGUUCUGACUUGUCCGACGAAUUACAAGCAGAGCACUUGACCAAUGGCGAGGCCAGUCAGAAUGUAGCUCAAUUGAACAAGGCCAAGUCGACGCAAAGCCUGAACGGCUUUAAGAAAGAGCGUGAUGCUGCGGACCGAUCAUUUGAUCCUGAUGAUGGGGGCGGUAACGAAGAAGAAGCCGACGAGGAAGACGUCAAAGCUGCGCUCGGGAGACCUCCUCCUGUGAACAGUAGCUAUCUUCCGCUUCCUUGGAAAGGUCGACUUGGCUAUGCUUGUCUGUGUACUUAUCUCCGAUUCAGUAAUCCAGCCGUGUUUAGCUCUCGUACGUGUCGCAUUGCGUCUAUUUUGGAACAUCGGCAUCCUCUCAAAGAUCCAAGCCAGCCGGAACACCCAACCAAAAAUAGACCGGAUAAAGACCAGCCUGCAGAUAUCGCUCGAGGUCAGGCCUGGGUUGAGUCGCUUGCACUAGCAAAUGUGCGAGACACUAUCAAAAUGAUCAAGUGGAAUGACAAAUACGGCAUCAAAUUUAUGAGGUUGAGUAGCGAAAUGUUUCCAUUUGCCAGCCACGAGGAGUACGGAUAUAAGCUCGAGCCUUUUGCUGCAGAGACUCUCGGGGAGCUUGGAAAAGUGGUAGCACAACUGGGACAUCGUGUAACAACGCAUCCCGGUCAGUACACUCAAUUGGGGUCUCCGCGGCCCGAGGUCAUUCGAAAUGCCAUUCGAGAUCUGGAGUAUCAUGCAGAAAUGCUGAGCUUGCUUAAGCUUCCACCUCAGCAAGAUCGAGACGCGGUCAUGAUCCUCCACAUGGGCGGGGUUUAUGGGGACAAGGAGGCAUCCUUGGAAAGAUUUCGGAAGAAUUACAAAGGCUUGUCUCAAAAUAUCAAAAACCGGCUAGUCCUCGAGAAUGACGAUGUGAGCUGGUCGGUCCAUGACCUGUUGCCAAUUUGCAACGAGUUAAAUAUUCCGCUCGUCCUAGAUUAUCAUCAUCACAAUAUUAUGUUCGACGCGGACAAGGUUCGCGAAGGAACGUUGGAUAUCAUGGGGCUCUACGACGAUAUCAAGCAGACCUGGAUGCGAAAAGGCAUGACUCAGAAGAUGCACUACUCCGAGCCUACAGUUGAGGCAAUCACCCCCCGCCAACGGAGGAAACACAGGCCAAGAGUGACUACUUUACCGCCCUGCGACCCGACUAUGGACCUGAUGAUAGAGGCUAAGGACAAGGAGCAAGCAGUCUUCGAGCUGAUGCGGACGUAUAGGCUUCCUGGCUGGGAUCUGUUCAACGACAUUGUUCCGCAUGUUCGUCAGGACGAGAACAAACCACCAAAACCUGCCAAAAAGAAAGCCUCGCCAAAGAAGAAGGGCCGGGUCAAGGUCGAAGGAGCUCAAGCAGAUGAAGAUCUUGAAGCCGUAGCUGAGCAGCUCGAGGAUGAAGAGGCCGCCAGUCAUCCUAGAUUGAUACCCGAAGAAGAAGUCGGUAUGGGUGGGCCAGAGCGAAGAGUGUAUUGGCCUCCUGGAAUGGAGGACUGGUUAAGACCUCCCAAGAGAGUCACGAAAAAGAAAGACACGAAGGACGAAGGUGACACGCCAAAGGCUACACCAGCGAAAAAGCGGAAGAACACUAAAGAAGAGCCGCAGCCUAGUCCAGCUGGUCAGCUGAAGAAGCCGGGUCGCGCCAGGGGCAAACGAUCAAAGGCUACACCGACUCCUCCCAUGUCGGAAGAUGAGAGCGAUUCGGGAUUGUCAGUUCCUCUUGACGACAAUGAUGAUGGUGAUCAUGAUGCGGAAGUUGCCACACGCAGCGAAAGUGUCAGCAUUCCAAGCAGAAGAAGUGGACGCGCAAAGAGAAUCAGUUAUGCAGAGGAUGCGGAUUGA
Xylona heveae TC161 is the source of this 2130-nucleotide messenger RNA. Its product is annotated as UV-endonuclease UvdE. Lineage: Eukaryota; Fungi; Ascomycota; Xylonomycetes; Xylonales; Xylonaceae. Gene Ontology annotation, biological process: response to UV; mitochondrial DNA repair; nucleotide-excision repair. Gene Ontology annotation, cellular component: mitochondrion; nucleus. The record is from RefSeq and is a predicted model, not a curated record. Gene Ontology annotation, molecular function: endonuclease activity. The coding region runs from base 1 to 2130 and encodes 709 amino acids. The transcript is spliced from 3 exons.